Messenger RNA from Striga asiatica, 759 nucleotides. The record is from the annotation of a GenBank genome assembly. Lineage: Eukaryota; Viridiplantae; Streptophyta; Magnoliopsida; Lamiales; Orobanchaceae.
AUGACGAAUUCGAGCAACGAGGACCCCUUCGAGCGCCUUCCAGACGACGUCGUCCUCUCAAUCUUCGACAGGCUGCAGGACGCCCGGUCCCUCUGCCUCUCCAUGGCCGUCUGCACGCGCUUUCGCGCCAUCGCUCCUCAGGUCUUCCACAUCUCCCUCCCUGUCCCCCGCAGGAAACCCACCCCGCCCAAACAACCCCACCGGAGGACGGCUUCCCUCCAGAGCCUCAUCGCCGGAGCCCUCACCCGGCCCAUCCAAUUCAUCUCCCGGAUGAUCCGACCCGUGUCCAGGGACGCCGCGGAGAAGAUCGGCGACCUCGAAUACUACUCCCGCCGCCUCCCCGGCCUCAUCCUCCCCCGCUUCCACCAGAUCCGGACCCUCCGCCUCCGUCUGCCUUGCAACGGCUACCACAAACCCGACCCGAAACCAUCCAAAUCCGGCGGCCACGAGGCCCUUCUGAAGUGGACGGCCGAUUUCGGGCGGGAGAUCCGCGGCUGCGUGGUCCUCGGCGCGCGGCGGUGGUUCCCGGUUGGCAGAGGGCCGUCCGGGCCGUCGGAAACGGAGGCCCGGUCGCUGGGGGACGACGAACUGAAGCUGCGGAUUGUGUGGACGAUAUCGUGCUUGAUAGCGGCUUCGGCGAGGCACUAUCUGGUGCAGGAGACGGUGCGGGGGCUGGAGAGGGUGGAGCGCGUGGAGGUCACGGACGAGAGCGGGCAGGGGAGGCUGUGGAUGGGCUUCAAGGAAGCUCAUGGGGGCUAA